Molecule: messenger RNA, 2289 nt
Organism: Chaetura pelagica (chimney swift)
Lineage: Eukaryota; Metazoa; Chordata; Aves; Apodiformes; Apodidae
Gene: CRTAC1
Product: cartilage acidic protein 1
Biological process (GO): axonal fasciculation
Molecular function (GO): calcium ion binding
Source: RefSeq, a predicted model, not a curated record
AUGAGGCCCCUGUGCGAUGUCACACAAUGUCACAGCGCUGCUGGAGGUGGCUGCGGCCCGGCACGGGAUGGUGCUGCAGUGGUGGAGCAUGACAUCACUGGGGUGCCCAGGAUGCUGGUGCUGUGCCUGCUGUCCCUGGCCUGGCUCAGCGAGGGCUCCCAGCGCAGUGAGCCCAUGUUUGUUGCUGUUACCCACCAUCUUCUCCCACCUGACUACGACAGCAACCCCACACAACUCAACUAUGGUGUGGCUGUCACUGACCUGGAUGCCGAUGGUGACUUCGAGAUCGUGGUGGCAGGGUACAACGGCCCCAACCUGGUGCUCAAGUACGACAAGGCACAGGGGCGGCUGGUGAACCUGGCAGAGGACGAGUGGAGCUCCCCGUACUACGCACUGCGGGACCGGCAGGGCAAUGCCAUCGGCGUGACAGCCUGUGACAUCGACGGGGACGGCCGUGAGGAGGUGUACUUCCUCAACACCAACAACGCCUUCUCCGGCAUGGCCACCUACACAGACAAACUCUUCAAGUUCCGCAACGGGCGCUGGGAGGACCUCCUGAGCGACGAGGUGAACCGAGGCGUGGCCAGCCGCUUUGCCGGGCGCUCCGUUGCCUGCGUGGACCGGAUGGGUGCUGGCUGCCCCCUCACCCCAAGGCUGCUGUCCCCAGGGGGCCGUGGAGUGGCUGUGGGCCCCAUCCUGAGCGAGAGUGCCUCUGACAUAUUCUGCGGUAAUGAGAACAGCCCCAAUUUUCUCUUCCACAACCGGGGUGACGGGACGUUCCGAGACAUGGCAGCUUCUGCAGGGCUGGAUGACCCCUACCAGCAUGGACGUGGUGUGGCACUGGCUGACUUCAACCGCGAUGGCCGGGUGGACAUCGUCUAUGGCAACUGGAACGGGCCACACCGCCUCUACCUGCAGAGUGGGGGUCCUGGGCGCAUCCGAUUUCGGGACAUCGCCACCCCCAAGUUCUCCAUGCCGUCCCCUGUCCGCACCGUCAUCGCAGCCGACUUUGACAACGACCAGGAGCUGGAGGUUUUCUUCAACAACAUCGCCUACCGCGGCUCCUCUGCCAACCGCCUCUUCCGGCUCAUCCGCAGGGAGCACUCAGACCCCAUUGUGGAAGAGCUGAAUCCAGGGGAUGCGUUGGAGCCUGAGGGACGGGGCACGGGGGGUGCAGUGACAGAUAUUGACGGAGAUGGGAUGCUGGACCUGAUCCUGUCCCACGGCGAGUCCAUGGCACAGCCCAUCUCCAUCUUCAAGGGCACCCAGGGCACUGGCAACAACUGGCUGCGUGUCAUCCCCCGCACUCGCUUCGGGGCCUUUGCUCGGGGGGCCAAGGUGGUGCUGUUCACCCAGCGCAGCGGGGCCCACCUGCGCAUCAUUGACGGCGGCUCAGGGUACCUCUGCGAGAUGGAGCCUGUGGCACACUUUGGACUGGGGCAUGACAAAGCCAGCAGCCUGGAGGUGACGUGGCCAGACGGCCGUGUUGUGGUGCGAGCUGUGGCCAGCAGUGAGAUCAACUCGGUCCUGGAGGUUCCCUACCCCCUGGAUGUUGAGGAGCCACUCAUGCCUGCCCCUCUGGAGUGCGGGCAGGGAUUCUCCCAGCACGAGAACGGACGCUGUGUAGACAUGGACGAGUGCACAGAGUUCCCCUUUGUCUGCCCCCGGGACAAGCCCGUCUGCAUCAACACCUACGGCGGGGACCGCCUCCGGAGCGACAAGCCGCAGGCGCCCAACGAGGACGGCACAGCGUGCGUGGCUCAAGUGGCCUUUUUUGGGGGAUAUCCCUCUGCUGGGAGCUGGAGCCAGCUGGAGGACACACUGUGGACCUGGACAUCUCUGCAGCAGCAGGGCUGUGCUGCCUUCCUGCCCGUGUGCUGUAACCCUAUGUCACUCUUCCCACCACCAGACAUCAACGAGUGUGCCCAGGGCUUACACAACUGCAGCCAGCUCUGCACCAACACCCCUGGGGCACACCCCUGCCGAUGCCACCCAGGCUUCCGUCCCCUCGACCCCACUGCCAGGCACUGCUUGGACAUCAACGAGUGUGCCCAGGGCUUACACAACUGCAGCCAGCUCUGCACCAACACCCCUGGGGCACACACCUGCCGAUGCCACCCAGGCUUCCGUCCCCUCGACCCCACUGCCAGGCACUGCUUGGACAUAGAUGAGUGCCAGGCACAGCCUGGCCCAUGUGACCACAUCUGCCACAACAGCCCUGGCUCCUUCCACUGCCACUGCCACCACGGCUUCUCCCUGGUGGCAGGAGGGCGCUGCCAGCACAACUAG